Molecule: messenger RNA, 3582 nt
Organism: Plasmodium adleri (nom. inval.)
Lineage: Eukaryota; Apicomplexa; Aconoidasida; Haemosporida; Plasmodiidae
Product: Ran-binding protein, putative
Exons: 6
Coding region: 1-3582 (1193 amino acids)
Biological process (GO): protein export from nucleus
Cellular component (GO): cytoplasm; nuclear pore
Molecular function (GO): nuclear export signal receptor activity
Source: RefSeq, a predicted model, not a curated record
AUGAGUGAAUCAGAAUUACAGCAGCUGCAAGUUCUUUGUGAAGCUAUGUAUUGCGGUAACAAGGAAGAACAAAAUCAAGCACAUACCAUAUUACUCCCACUUGUAAACAAUGUUAUGAAUGUUAGUAAAUUGAAGAACAUUUUAGGAAGUACGAAUCAUGUACAUACCCUAAUAUUUACUACGUCUGGUUUACUUCAAUUAAUUACAAACGAAUGGAAUAAAAUAGAUCAGAAAGAAAAGGAUGAAUUAAAAGAAUUUGUGAUAUCCUAUUUAUAUAAUAAAGGUGUAGAGUUAUUAAAUUUAUCAACUAAUAUAUUAGGAAAUUUUGUACGUUUAUAUGUUCGUAUAGUAAAAUUAUCUUGGCUAGAAAAUACGAAUUAUUCCCUUAUAACAAAACAAGUAGAAUAUUUUUUAAAUUCUGUAACUAGCCAUUGGAUUAUAGGAUUAUAUAUAUAUGCAGCUUUAAUAGAAGAUAUGCAUCCUCAAUGUGGUGUAAAUUCAGCAAAAAGCCGAAGGUGUGCAAUAUCAUUUCGAGAUUAUGUUUUAAAAGAUAUUUUUAAAGUAGGUAUAGAGACAUUAGAAGAAUUUGUAAAAGGUAGUAUUCGAAUAGAAUUAAGAGUAGAAGAGAAUAGAUUAUUAAUUAAAGUAUUAGAAUUAAUAUAUAAUAGUUUAUCUUUUGAUUUUAUGGGUACUAUGAUAAAUGAUGAAAGUUCAGAUGAAAAUAUAUCAUUAAUGAUACCACAAUCAUGGGAUAUAUUUAAUGAAAAGAAUAUACCUAAAUUAUUUUUUGAUAUGUAUGAAUUAUGUAUGUCAGAAGAAGAUGAUAUACGUAAUUGUUGUGGUAAAUAUUGUUUAAGAUCAUUAAUAUUAUUAGGUAGUUUAAGAAAAACAUUUUUUACAAAUGAAAAACAAAAAGUACAUUAUAUGAAUGAAUUUUUGGGUGGUAUUAAUAAAAUUAUAGAGAAAAAAAUUGGUUUAAAUGAUGAAGAUUGUUUUCAUGAAAUGUGUAGAUUAAUUGGUAAAAUAGAUACUAGUGUAAGAUUACAAGAAUUAAGUACAUAUUCUAAUUUCUUGUCAUGGUGUCAUAAUAUAUAUUUAUUUACUAUGGAUGGUAUGAAGAACUGGAAAUAUCUAUGUAAUAGUAAACAUUAUUUAUUAGGUAUAUGGAGUAAUAUGUUAAAUAUUAUCCCACCUAAAGUAAUUAAAGAAAUAAAUAAUAGAACUGAUGAAAAAGAUUUAUUAAAAGAUGUAUUAAGUAAUAAAAAUAUCUUUGCAAAGAAAAAUUCUAUAUCAGAUAAUUUUAAUUCACAUGAUAUAGAUAAUAAAUAUCUUAUAAUUUGUGAUUAUAUUUAUGAUAUUACUAUUAUUUUUAUAAAUACUCGAUUAGAAUUAGCAAAUUAUAUAUGUGAAAAAGGAGAUAAUUGUGAAAUUGAAAAUCCAUUAUAUAAUGAUGUAUUAAGAAGUGAACAAUUAGAAUUAAUAUCAAAUCUAUCCAAAUUACAAUAUAAUUUUAUUGGUGCAAAAUUAUUAUCAAUUUUUUAUGAAUUAAAAAGUAACCAUGAAAAUAAUCUUAUAAGUCAAACAGUAUUUAUAGAACAAACAACUUGGUUAGUAUUUAUAAUUGCAUCUAUAAUAUCAAGUAGUGCAAUAUCUAAUAUGAAAAAUUCAUCAUAUAAUAAUUUUAAAAUUAAUUCAGAAUUAUGUUUCUUAGUAUUUUCAUUAAUGGAUCAAACAAACAAAUCUCCUGAAGUUUUUGAAUAUUUAGAAUUUGCAUAUUUAAAUUGUUUAGAAUUAUUUAAAAAGGUAUAUAUUAGUGGCAAAAAAAAUAAUCAAUUUUUAAAAGAAAUGCGAUCAGUUGCUUUAAAAAUUAUACCAGAUGGGGCAUGUAAUAUAUAUCCAAACAACAAUAAUAAUAAUAAUAAUAAUAAUAGUAGUAAUAAUAUCAAUAGUAAUAAUAAUAAUAGUAGUAGUGGUAUAAAUAAUACAUUAAAUUUUACAACAAGUAAUUCAAAUAAUCCAAAUAAUUUACUUAAUAGUAAUAUGAACAAUUUUGCUACGCCCUCCUUAAUAACAAAUGAAAAUGAUGAUGAUAACAAUGAUCCACUUAUUGAUUUAAUUAUUAGCAAAAUAUUAUUUAAUUUAAAUAAUAGAGUAGAAUAUGAACAAAUCAUAAAAAGAAGUUUAGAUUUAUUUCAUGAUUUAGUAUCAGGAAUGAAUAUUGUUUGUUUAGAAGAUAAGACACCUAAAUUAAUAGUAUUUGCUAGAUUGUUGUUAAAGAAUGAAAAGAUCUUAAAUUUAUUACAUAAUAGGAAUACAAAAUUUUUAGAAAUAUCGAAAUAUUAUAAAUAUAGAACAAAUUAUUAUUUAAUAUUAACUAAAUUAUUAUUUAUGGAACAAAAUUUAGUUUCUUCAACAUUUGAAAAAUAUAUAGCACCUAUUAAUAAUAUAUUGGAAUGUAUAAAAAGAGAAAUAAAUAUAAAUGGAAAAGAUAUUAUAUUAAAAAAUAAUGAAAUUAAAUUAACUUUUAUUGGAGCUUUAAGAGAUUUAAGAGGAAUAUGUAUGGCUUGUAACAAUGUAGAAACAUAUAAUAUGUUUUUUAAUUUCUUUAUAAAUAGUCAUCCAUUAGAAGAUAAUCAAAUGAAUAUAUUAACAUCCUUAGUUGAUGUAAUAUGGAAUAGUUAUGAUAUAUGUAUUCCUUUUUUAAAAUUUAUGUGUGAAUUUGUUUAUAAUAAAUCACAAAGAAUAACAUUUCCUAAAUCAUCUCCAAAUGGAAUAUUAUUAUUUAAAGUAGUAUCUAAUAUUUUAAUAAUUAUAUCUAAUAAUCUAUUACAAAAAGAUAAAUUUAUUGAUAUAUAUAAAGAAAAAUAUAAAAUUAUCUCACUCUUAUUAAAUAUGUUUAAUAAUUGCUUAAACGGAGAUUUUGUUAAUUUUGCAAUUUUUGAUUUAUAUAAUGAUGAUAUAUUAAAUAACUCACUAAAUUUAGCAUUAAAUAUGUGUUUAGUUAUACCAACAAAUGAUUUAUUAUCAUACAUCAAACAUUUAAAACCUUACUUUUCAUUCCUAGAUUUAGUUACAAAAAAUUUCUUUCAAAGAAUAUUAAAUUUGGAAUUUCAACUUAUAGCUGAUAUUAUCCAUAAUGUAAAGGAAGGGUUAUGUUCAUUCGAUUAUACUGUAUCAAUGACAUGUUGCUCAAUAUUAGAUAAUAUAGUAACCUAUAUAUUUACGAACAGGAAAAGUUCAACAGAACAAGGACAAAUAAUUAAAAAUUUCUUGGAAAGCCAGCCACAAGCAUUGAAAGAAGUAUUAAAUUUGAUGUUCCAUUUAAUCUUAGGAGGAGACUUUGGAAGUACAUGGAGUAUGUCCCAACCAUUAUUGGGUCUAAUUUUAUUGGAUGCCCAAGGAUAUUUUAAAAUACAAGAACAAUUAAUAUCUCAACAAAGCGAAGAGAAAAAACAAAAAUUGAGACAUAGCUUUUGUAAAUUAAUGGAUCAUAUUGAAUCAAAUUUGGCUCCAAACAAUAGGGAAAACUUUACGAGAAAUCUAUACACCUUUGCCCAAGAAAUUAGAAACAUUUUAAUAUAA